Acanthopagrus latus (yellowfin seabream) is the source of this 4915-nucleotide messenger RNA. It is a transcript of the gene col28a1a, whose product is annotated as collagen, type XXVIII, alpha 1a. The transcript is spliced from 35 exons. NCBI's taxonomy places the organism in Eukaryota, Metazoa, Chordata, Actinopteri, Spariformes, Sparidae. The record is from RefSeq and is a predicted model, not a curated record. The coding region runs from base 160 to 3666 and encodes 1168 amino acids. Gene Ontology annotation, molecular function: serine-type endopeptidase inhibitor activity.
UGAGCUGCUGCAGGUCUGACUGGAGAGCUUUUCACUUUCCCUCCCUCUGUGGUGAAACCAUCAAGCAAACAGAGCACUGCAACGCCUGACCAGCUCUCUGAUGGAUUAAACUGGAGCUCCUAUUUUGUUUACACACAGGCUGUGCAGCUGGACUGAAAAAUGAGUACCUGGUGGCUCCUAAAGAUCUUGAUCCUCACCCUGGCACUGUCAAGCCCGACCAGAGGCCAGAAGAGAAGGAGGAAAGGGCAGAAAGAUGACAACCAGAUCAUCGUUAAUGAGGCCAAAACCCUGAUCUGCCCGGUUGAGAUCAUGUUCAUUGUAGACAGCUCGGAGAAAGCCAAAACUCUGCUGUUUGAGCGACAGAAGGACUUCAUCCUUCGCUUCAGCACCAAGCUCAUGCAGCUCCACUCGUCGGGCUGGCGUCUGCGGCUGCGCCUGGCCGCUCUGCAGUACAGCAGCACCGUGUCAGUGGAGCACAACUUCAGAGACUGGCAGGACUUGGACGUCUUCCAGAGCCGGGUGGCCUCCAUGACCUUCAUCGGCCACGGCACCUACUCCUCUUACGCCAUCACCAACGCCACCAAGGUGUUCAGCCGCGAGACCUCCCCCAGCAGCCUGAGGGUGGCACUGCUGAUGACGGUCGGAAAUGACCACCCACGCAGCCCCAGCGCUGUGAUGGCCGCUGCUGAGGCCAAACAGCACAACAUCAGGGUGUUCACCAUCAGACUGUCAAGCCUGCCAAAGGAUGAUCCCAUGGAUGCAAAACUGCGAUCCAUUGCAAGUGCCCCCCCACAGCAGCAUGUCCUCAGUCUCGCCGACAGCCAUCUGGAGGACAAGCUCUUCAGUGAACUAAACACAAUUGUCAAAACUGGGUGCCCACAGCCAAAGACCUGUUUGUGUGAGAGAGGAGAGAGGGGUCACCCCGGAAAUCCAGGGAAACCAGGCGAGCCGGGGUCUGAUGGAUUUCAAGGUCCAAAGGGAUCUCGCGGGGAACCUGGCAUUAAUGGACGUCCAGGAAUGGAAGGCCUUGGGGGUCGACCUGGAAGCAAAGGGGAAAAGGGAGAACAGGGUGAAUGUGGUGCCCCUGGUAAAAAGGGAGAACAAGGUUCAGAUGGACCUCCUGGCCCCAGAGGACCCAGAGGGGAGCAGGGAGCCAGGGGAGGACCUGGAGACCAGGGUCCAGAGGGGCAAUCUGGAUCUAAAGGUGAUCGAGGACUGAGGGGUGUACCUGGACCACCAGGAGAUAACGGCGUUGGGUUCCCUGGACCAAAGGGUGACAAGGGGAACCAUGGAAGACCAGGUCCUCCUGGACCAAUGGGAAGGGGCGAACCAGGAACACUGGGUCCAGCAGGGCCACCAGGGAUGCAAGGAUCUCCAGGGUUUCCUGGUGAGGGUCUCCAAGGGCCCAAGGGUGACAGGGGUUACGAGGGUCCCAAGGGCAGCCGUGGACCUACAGGAGUCGGGUACAAAGGUGAUAAGGGAAACACAGGAGCCUCUGGGCUGCCGGGUUUGGUGGGGUUUCCAGGGGCAGGCAUCCAAGGAGAAAAGGGUGAACAAGGGCCUGUUGGACCUUCUGGGCCGAGAGGACCUCCUGGACUUGGUAUAGUCGGACCAAAGGGUGACCAGGGUUUCCCCGGAGAGCCCGGACUUCAGGGAGUGAGGGGUGUUGGUGAGCCAGGACCAAAGGGAGAGCCAGGGCCCGAUGGUUCACCUGGGAUACCCGGCAUUCCUGGUGAGGAUGGAGCUGUUGGGUCUAAGGGAGAGAUGGGGUUGCCAGGUCUGCGGGGCCUAGAGGGAGAUCCAGGGAAAGGCAUUCCUGGAGAAAAGGGAGAUAGAGGUGACCGUGGCCCUAGGGGACUUUCAGGGUCUCCAGGCCCAUCUGGACCUGCUGGAGCUAAGGGAGAGCCUGGCAGUCCAGGAAUGACGGGCCUACCUGGACCUGCUGGACAGGGUUUACCUGGACAAAAGGGAGAUCCCGGCCCGGUAGGACCUACUGGACUUGUCGGAGAACCUGGGGUCGGAAUCAUCGGACCAAAGGGUAACAAAGGAAAUCUUGGGCCUGUGGGGCCACCAGGAAAGAAGGGGGAUGGAUUCCCAGGACCACAGGGGCUGCCUGGCUUACCAGGGGUGCAAGGAGAAAUGGGACCAGAGGGGAAAGGACUACCUGGAUCGAAGGGUGACAGAGGUUUACCAGGGGUGCCGGGGCCAUCAGGUCCUCCCGGAAUUGGACUUUACGGAACAAAGGGCUCCACAGGGCAACCAGGUCCACCAGGUCUGCUAGGGCCUCCAGGAGAGGGCAUCCAGGGACCAAAGGGAGAGCCCGGGUUUCAGGGGCCAAUGGGUCCUCGGGGGGCACCAGGAGAUGGCCUUCCAGGGGAAAAGGGUGAUAGAGGCAUUCCCGGAGACCGAGGGAGGAAAGGUGACAGGGGAGAUUAUGGCGAACCUGGAUCUACGGGGCCGAUGGGGAGAGAUGGAGAAAAGGGGGAGCCAGGGCUAACGAGAGAAGAAGUCAUCAGGAUAAUAAGGGAAAUCUGUGGUUGUGGUCUGAAGUGCAGAGAGAGCCCUCUGGAGCUAGUGUUUGUCAUAGACAGCUCCGAGAGCGUCGGACCAGAAAACUUUGAGCUGGUGAAGGACUUUGUUAACGCUCUCAUCGACCGGGUGUCGGUGAGCCGCGAAGCCAGUCGUAUUGGCGUGGUCCUCUACAGCCAUGUGGAGAUGGUUGUGGUCAGUCUGCAGCAGCAGUCAAGCCAGGAUGAUAUCAAGGCUGCUGUCAGAAAGAUGCCUUACCUGGGCGAGGGCACCUUCACAGGCAGCGCCAUCCAUCGAGCCAACCAGCUGUUCCAGGCCUCCCGGCCCGGUGUGAGGAAGGUAGCUGUGGUUUUAACGGACGGACAAGCCGACUCACGCGACGUCUUGCAGUUUGAGCAAACGGCAACAGAAGCCCACGAGCAAGGGAUAGAGAUGUUUGUUAUAGGAGUCGUGAACAGGACUGACCCUCUGUAUGAAUUGUUCCAGGCAGAGAUGAAUGUAAUUGCCUCUGAUCCUGAUGACGAGCACGUCUACCUCAUAGAUGACUUCAGGGCACUUCCCACUGUGGAAAGCAAAAUACUGAGUCGGAUUUGUGAGCAGGAUGAUACAAUGGUAUUUCUACCAAAGUCUGUUACGGAAAUCCUCCCGGAGGCUCCAGAGGACAGCAUCCACAAAGAGUUCCCAGAUGAGGAAAUCAUACAAGUCGAAAUCCCAGUGGAAACAGUAACAGCCCCGACUCUGCAUCCCCAGGAGUCAGGUCGAGCUAACAAGAACCUGGUCGACGGUAAAGUGUUGGUGACGCCAGACAUCGUGUUCGCCUCUCCUGGGGGCAGGGGGCGGCAGGGCCCUGGGGUGAACUCCGUGGUGGGUCCUAAAACUCUGACUGACUGGCUGUAUGAGGAAGUGAGCACACAGACACCAGUCAGCCCUCCUCCUCCACCCCUCACAGACUCACCGCUGCCAGAUCAAGGGUGCAGCCAGCCACUGGACCCUGGUCCCUGUCGACAGUACAAAGUCAGGUGGUACUACGACCCUGAGGCCAAUGCUUGUGCCCAGUUCUGGUACGGAGGCUGUCAGGGCAACGCCAACAACUUCGAGACUGAAGCCGACUGCAAGAACGCCUGCGUCUACACGUAACAGACUGUGUGGCCGGAAAGCAAAAUGGACAGAUGACGUAGGCUUUACUGUUUGACCAGCGCCCGGGCUUGCAGCUGCUGCUGUGGUCACUCUUUACACUGCUGCAGUUGACGGAGAUGACGGGGAGAGGACUUGGACCUUCUAACUGUCUCUCGGGCUACGUUCACACUGCAGGUGCUCCUGCUUACUUUGAACUGUUGCACAUGCCCUAGUAACUACUUCUGUCUGCUCUGUGAUGUACAUCUAAACCAACACAAGCCUAAACCUCACAGGAGUAAAAAAGGACUGGUUAAACAUGCCAUCCCAAGUGCAAUUCAUUUUCACUUUGUUGUUUGUUUUUGCCAUUUACACAGCCUCUUUCCUCUUUCCUUCCUACACUUUACCAAAGAACGUGUGUCACAUAGUUAGUUCAGCUUAUUCUGUUUGAGUUAUUCAGGACACCAGUUAAACCAAAGAUAGCCAAUCAUUUCACUAUGUGAUAGAAACCCAUGAACUAUGCUCUAUGCAACAUGAUAAACACAUACUUAAGUUUAUUCCGUUGCUGACCUGAGGUUUUUUCUUAUUGAUGGGUCUCCACAAGAACACAAAAACAUGGAGCAUCUCAGGAGUCUCUAAAAAACUGACAUGGCAGAUGACACCGUUUUAAAAAACACAGACCUAAAUCUCACAGAUAUGUGUGAUUGAAUUCUUAUUGAAUGAUCUGACAUCCCAAGCAGCGGUUUCAUGCUUUAUGUGAUAUUAGGACUUGUUCCUUUUUCUUACAAAUUCAAUGGAUCUGUAUUUCCUGAAAGGCCUAAAAAUCCCUAAUGUUUUUAACACACAUUUAUUACAAAGUAACACAGAUCUCAAACUGCUCUCUGAGCUGAUGAAACUCAACAAAAAGCGCACAGACACAUGUUAAACACACCUUCCCUCUACAAAACCAGACUUUCUGGUAUUGUUUUUGUUAUUAGCAUUUCAGAUCGCUGAUAGUGUCUUUCAAGGAAGAGCUCAACAUUUUUUGAAAGACAUUUAUUUGCUUUCUUUUUAGAAUUAGUGGAGAAAAUCAUCUUAUGUCUGGACGCUGAAGAGCUUCUGCGCUACAGACAGCAGCAGGUCAGAUUAGCUUAGCAUAAAAACUGGAAACAGGCGGCCAUGGCGCAAAACCUUUGUAAGAAUGCCUGAAUUGUCCACUGCUUGAUUAGCAACUUGUUCCGCCAUUCAGUUUGUGUACAGAUGAAACAAACUAAAUAAAACAUGCUGAAUAGUG